ACGCAGCAGCAGUUGCCACCGCACCACAACCGAUUACGAUUUUCGGGAUACUAUUGUAUUAUUUAAUAACUAUUAUUAUUCAGAUAUCGAUUUGGUAAGCCGAAAAGCCGACGAACCCACUGCCGAGCCCCACUACGACACUUUUGCGGCCCGAUCUCAGCCGACUAACAACUGCUCCCGUGGACCAUGCAGACCAAACGUUUUCAGGCAGUACCGCGUGCUGCAAUCCUACACGUGUGACGCCGUCCGCACAUGACAGUCGUACGCCGUCAACCAUAUACGCGAUACCUGUCGUCAGCAGUUGCCCUUCGGUUGUGCUGCAAUAAGAAUAUUAUCAUAUAGAACAACGCUAACCGUAAACCACCACCACCCGCCCACACGAAGCCGCCGAAUCUCGCGAACAAGUUUAGGCAGUAUGACUGAUACAAUAAAAGAUCUUUGGCGCGAUGCAGAUGCAGUUUGUUUUGACGUGGAUUCUACAGUUAUUCAAGAGGAAGCAAUUGACGAGGUUGCUAAAUUUUGCAAUAAAGGAUCGGAAGUUCAAAAAUUAACAAGCAGUGCAAUGUCAGGUAAGAUGGACUUUAGAGAAGCACUCUCGGCUCGACUUCAAAUAAUCAAACCAUCUUUGCAACAAAUUCGAAAUUUCAUCAAAGACCGUCCGUUCAAUUUGACUCCAGGCAUUAAGGAACUUGUCGGAUUAUUGCAACAGAAGAAAAUUCCCGUGUACUUGAUAUCUGGCGGGUUCCGUGGCCUCAUUGGACCAAUAGCUAUUGAACUAAGCAUUCCACUACAACACAUCCAUGCCAAUAAAUUAAAGUUCUUUUUAAACGGAGACUAUGCAGGAUUUGACGAAAAAGAACCUACGUCAAAGAAUGGUGGCAAAGCUGAAGUAAUACAAAUGUUAAAAGAAAAAUACGGUUAUACAAAAUUAUUUAUGAUUGGAGAUGGAAUUACUGAUUUAGAAGCAUCUCCACCGGCUGACGCAUUCAUUGGGUUUGGCGGUAAUGUUGUUCGAGAAGAAGUAAAAUCGAAGUCAAAAUGGUACGUUGAAAGUUUUCAAGAACUUAUCGAUACUUUGCAGUGAUUUAUCAAAAGACUUCACAAUUUGUUAUGAUAAUUGUAACUGUUAAGUAUUGUGUUUAAAUAAGUAAUAGCUAUGCAAUAACUAUAUACUGCAGCAGCUGUACUCACUAGAGGUACUUAUUAAUGUUCUUCUUAUAACUUAAGGAUAACAAACACAACAGUUAUACUUAAUUAUUACACAUUUUUAUUUUAUUUUACAUAUGAAUCUUAUGUAA
Myzus persicae (green peach aphid) is the source of this 1298-nucleotide messenger RNA. It is a transcript of the gene aay, whose product is annotated as phosphoserine phosphatase. Gene Ontology annotation, cellular component: cytoplasm. The record is from RefSeq and is a predicted model, not a curated record. The coding region runs from base 416 to 1084 and encodes 222 amino acids. Gene Ontology annotation, biological process: dephosphorylation; L-serine biosynthetic process. The transcript has 7 exons. Lineage: Eukaryota; Metazoa; Arthropoda; Insecta; Hemiptera; Aphididae. Gene Ontology annotation, molecular function: L-phosphoserine phosphatase activity; magnesium ion binding.